CACUUACCUCACCCCUCGCCCUCCCCUGCCUCUCUCUCUCUCUCUCUCUCUCUCUGUUUUUUAUUUUUGGCACAAACAACAAAACAGAGCAAUUAUCCAUCCAUUCAUCUCUCUAUCCUCAACCAAUUCUGUGUAAAUUUAGUCAUCUGAGCUCCGGGUUUUCUCCAGAAACUAUAAUGAUUGGUUACAGAAUCUGCAAAUCCAUCCAUUACUCUCUGUUCAUCUUAAUGCCAGAGCUAUGAUGAUGCUGCUCAUCAGGUGGUGACGGUGACCCUUUUCCAGAUCUCGGAGUAUAUAUCGCUUGUUCGAAUGUGUUGUUGACCUAAUGGGGGAGGGUUGCAGUGGGGUGGAGGUGCUUCCAUGGCUGAAAACCCUACCAGUGGCUCCCGAGUACCACCCCACACUGGACGAGUUCAGAGAUCCGAUUGCCUACAUUUUCAAGAUCGAGGCCGAAGCUUCGAGGUAUGGAAUCUGCAAGAUUGUGCCCCCUGUGGCCGCGCCCACCAAGAAAUCUGCGAUUUCGAACCUCAACAAGUCUCUCUCUGCUCGUCCUGGCUCCAAUGGCCCCACAUUCACCACCAGGCAGCAGCAGAUUGGGUUCUGUCCAAGGAAGCACAGGCCGGUGCAGAAGCCGGUCUGGCAGAGUGGGGAGUAUUACACGCUCCAGCAAUUCGAGGCGAAGGCAAAAGGGUUUGAGAAGAGUUAUGUCAAGAGGAGCUCAAAGAAGGGGCUGUCUCCUCUGGAGGUCGAGUCGCUUUACUGGAAGGCGAAUCUGGAUAAGCCGUUCUCGGUUGAGUAUGCCAAUGAUAUUCCUGGUUCUGCAUUCGCACCUAAGAAGGGGGAUUCGAGCAGGGCAGUUGGGGAGGGGGCGACGGUGGCCGAGACGGAGUGGAAUAUGAGAGGGGUUUCGAGGGCAAGAGGGUCUUUGCUCAAGUUCAUGAAGGAAGAGAUACCCGGCGUUACUUCUCCCAUGGUGUACAUUGCUAUGAUGUUCAGCUGGUUUGCCUGGCAUGUGGAGGAUCAUGACUUGCAUAGCUUGAAUUACCUGCAUACAGGUGCGGGGAAGACAUGGUAUGGCGUGCCUCGGGAUGCUGCUGUGGCAUUUGAGGAGGUGAUCCGGGUUCAUGGAUAUGGUGGAGAGGUCAAUCCUCUUGUUACAUUUGCUACCCUUGGAGAGAAGACAACUGUCAUGUCACCAGAAGUACUGCUUAAUGCUGGUGUUCCAUGCUGCAGGUUGGUGCAGGAUGUUGGAGACUUUGUUGUCACCUUUCCAAGAGCUUAUCACUCGGGGUUUAGUCAUGGUUUUAACUGUGGGGAGGCCUCUAACAUUGCUACUCCUGGAUGGUUGAGGGUUGCAAAAGAUGCUGCAAUUCGCAGGGCUUCGAUCAAUUGCCCCCCAAUGGUUUCGCACUUCCAAUUGCUCUAUGACCUAGCAAUUUCUUUAUGUUCAAGUAUGUCAAAGAAUAUUCGAGUAGAACCAAGGAGUUCUAGGCUGAAGGACAAGAAGAAGGAUGAAGGAGAAGCACUGGUCAAGGACUUUUUUAUUCAGGAUUUAAAGCAAACUAAUUCUCUUCUUCACACUCUUGGAGGAGGAUCUUCAGUUGUACUUCUUCCUAGGAAUUCUACAAAUUUACAAGGAUCCCCGCUUAAGAUAAAGCCUGAGAACUCUUCCAGUGUAGGCUUUAUACAUCACGAGGUGAAACCUACAAAAGAUUCAGGCUUUGAAAAUGUGUCAUUAGGCAGGAAACAGAGACCAAAACAAACACCAGGUGUCCUUUCAAAUAGAGGAAAAUCUUCUCCAUUAUGUGAAAGUAGUAGGCUUACUAUUUGUGACAAAGAUUAUAAUGUCCAAUCAUCUAAUGGGAACGCUAAUACAACUAGUCAAAGAGCUUAUAACUGUGAUAGGUCAUCAGAUCAUGGGCUGUUUUCGUGUGUGACUUGUGGGAUACUGUGUUACACUUGUGUUGCCAUUGUUCAACCGACAGAUGAGGCUGCUCAUUGCCUGAUCUCUGCUGAUUGUGAAAGCAUAUUACAAUUGAGAGCAGCUGAGUCUGGGACCCCAGCUGUGGAUGGGGAUACCGAUGUGUCCACGUUAGGUUCAUCUUCAGGAUUGAUGGUAAGGAUGGCACAAGAUGAUAUUUUUGAUGCCCCUACAAAAUCGACUAGUCAAACAGAAGUUUUUAGUGACGAAAGAGGAGUGGUUUCUACUACUGGAACACACAAAGACAGUUCUUCCCUUGGUCUGUUGGCUUCAACGUAUGGUGAUUCUUCAGACUCAGAGGCUGAAGCUGAUGCUCCUGUCAAUGAUUGUGAUGGAAAAUCUAUGGUUUGUUCAUCACAAGUUAAAGCUGAUGUAAUCCCUCUCCAUUUUGUUCUUGACCCUUAUGCUGAUCACAGGGUGAGGAGAACCAAUCAUGAUGGUGGAAAUCGUUGCAGUUUUGGCAGUUCGGUUGAUGCUAAAACAGAUGCUGAUAAUAACAAUACCGCAUCAAUAUUGUCAGAUAUUUCACAAAAUAGAUUGGGAGAUCGCGUGAGACCACAAGAAGCUGGGCCGAAUUGUACCCAGUUUCCCCAUAAGCCAGGAGUUGUGAAGAAUGCUCAUGUGUCCUUCAGUGAUGUAUCCAUGCAAUCUGAUGAAGAUUCAUCCAGGAUGCAUGUUUUCUGUCUCCAACAUGCUGUGGAAGUGGAAAAAAAGCUCCGUCCGGUAGGUGGGGCCCACAUUUCUCUUUUUUGUCAUCCAGAUUAUCCCCAACUAGAAGCUGAAGCAAGAAAGUUGGCGGGGGAUUGUGGAAGUGAUUACAUCUGGAGCCAGAAUUCAUUCCACGAAGCAACCGUAGGUGAUAAGAAGCUAAUCCGGUCAGCUUUAGAGAGUCAAGAAGCCAUACACGGGAACGGGGAUUGGGCUGUGAAAUUGGGAAUCAAUCUCUUCCACAGUGCCAGUCUCAGUCGCUCAACUCUCUACUGCAAGCAGAUGGCUUUUAACUCUGUCAUCUACACUGCAUUCGGACGCAGUAGUAGCUCUCAAGCGGUCGCCCCGGAGAACGAUAUGGUGGGCCCCACAAAGCAUAAGAAAGUAUCCGUCGCUGGAAAAUGGUGCGGGAAAUUCUGGAUGUCUAACCAGGUCCAUCCUCUCCUCUCCCACAUGGCUUCUGACCAACCAGAUCUACAAACCAAUCCUGCUGCCCGGUUCGUUCCUGACCGAAAGCCUAUUCUUCUAUCGCUGGAAGGUAAACAUACCCCACCAGAAACCGCUGCUCCCACUUUCAGGAAAAAGAGGAAAUCUGCAGUAAUGGAAAACGGCAGGUUCCUUGCAAAUGAUCAUCCUGAUGAAAAACCAAUGCCUAAUCAUAAAAGAAAACAGGUUAAGAAAGAGCCGUACGAUGAACCUCAAAAGAUUAUUACCAAGAACGAAGGGGUCGAUGUUCUUGUUAAACAUGACGAGGUAGAAGGUGGGCCCAGCACACGUCUCAGAAGAAGAAUCUCAAAACCAGUUGAAGAUUCAGAAACCGAACCUAUCAAAGCAAAGCCUACGUCGAAGGCGACGAAACGCAAGAAAGUGCCCUCAAUGAAGAAGGUUCCAGAUGGUAACAAUAGCAGCACAAAGAGAAAAGCUAUUAAUAAAAGGAGCGCGACAGACGAGGAAGUAAUGGGAGAACAUUUGUGUGACUUUGAAGGCUGCAACAUGAGUUUCAGGUCAAAGCAAGAACUCCAAUUGCACAAGAAGAACAUAUGCCCUGUGAAGGGGUGUGGGAAGAACUUCUUUUCCCACAAGUAUCUGGUGCAACACCGGCGUGUCCACCUGGACGAGCGCCCCUUGAAGUGUCCUUGGAAAGGGUGCAAGAUGACUUUCAAGUGGGCCUGGGCCCGCACGGAACACAUAAGGGUCCACACCGGUGCGCGCCCCUACCUCUGCACCGAAACGGGCUGCGGCCAGACGUUUCGGUUCGUGUCGGAUUUCAGUCGCCACAAGCGGAAAACCGGCCACACCUCAAACAAGUGAAGAAGAGAGGAAAACAAAGGUAAAUUGUUAUUAUAACUUGGCUGAUUGUGAAAUUGUUGUUCAGUUAACAGAAAUAGGGUGUAGGUUUAGGAUUGAGAAAUCCCCUUUGUAAUUUCUCCAUUUGGUAGUUUGGUACACAGAGACAUUUUCUUUUAUCAUCAGGUCCAAACAUUGGUUUCAGCUAGGCCAAUUUCUUCAUUAUGUUAGGGGAAAAAAUGGCCCAACAAAAGGAAUCUAACAUUUGAAUUCAAGUCUUGGGUUGGUA
Molecule: messenger RNA, 4265 nt
Organism: Cuscuta campestris
Lineage: Eukaryota; Viridiplantae; Streptophyta; Magnoliopsida; Solanales; Convolvulaceae
Source: the annotation of a GenBank genome assembly